AUGGCUUCUCAUACUGCGAUUUUUUGCCGUGAGGAACCGGCCGCAUACGAAGUCAUUGGACUAGGAAAGUUCCGUGGCUAUGGUCAUGAGUUCGAGAAGGCAUACACCACCUGCCAGAUCAAAGGUAGCACCGGCCACUUCCGUGUCAUUUCCUAUCAACUGGGUAGCCUACACUUCCUCGUGCGUCAUGAGACAGAUGGCUUUGUUGGUGAAAUACCGACACCAGAAGACAGUCUCCCAAAUGUGCUGAAUUCGUUGACCAUCUCGCCGAAAACAGCGUCCACAGGAAAAGCUUCGCCCAUUUCUAAAUUGACCAUCCAGAGAGAGGGGCAGGUAGUGCUACGAGAAGCAACCUUGGAGAUCAAAACUCGGUCGAUGUACAAAGUCCUGGAUCCGCGAGAGGUUGCUCCCCAGCUCUGGAUCUCUCAAACCCCGAAUAUCGUUCGUGCUUAUCAUGAACGUGGAAGAUUCUCCACGCCAGAGGUGGAAGAUUUCACCUCCCGAUUGAGACACUGGGAAAAAACCCACCAAGAUGAUAUCGUUCUUUUUAUCGCGCUGAUUAAUCGAAUCAUUCAAGUAACCAAGAACUUUGGUGGGAGUACAACGGUCCAGUACGAUCGCGUGGAAGACACCUUGGUGAUCAAGAAGACCGAAAGAAGGAAGAUGCUUCCCGAUGAUCUGUACGCGCUGUGGGCAAAAAAGAAGUUUCCACACAGGAGGUGUCACAGAAAGAUCCAGAUUCCCCUGAAAGGGGUUCUGUUGACAUUGGCGAGGGGCUGCCCAGGAAGAGAGGAAGACAAAGCCGACCGAGCUCCAACACGAAACCAAUCCUGUCACUCCUGUGGCCAGCAGCAAGUAAAAGUCAUACUCUAA
Messenger RNA from Penicillium cataractarum, 873 nucleotides. RefSeq names its product geranylgeranyl pyrophosphate synthetase. NCBI's taxonomy places the organism in Eukaryota, Fungi, Ascomycota, Eurotiomycetes, Eurotiales, Aspergillaceae. The coding region runs from base 1 to 873 and encodes 290 amino acids. The record is from RefSeq and is a predicted model, not a curated record. The transcript has a single exon.